AUGGCCGAAACCAACAGUGCUGAGGCCAGAGAGCUGAGCUUAAUUUCGAAGGUUGAGUUGAGAAUCGCCCUGGCUGAUACAGAUGAGAAGUUGCAAUCUCUUCUCGGCACAUACUUGCCCCCCUUGUUACUGAAAUUGGGCGCCGAUAGCCACGCAGUUCGUAACAAAGUUAUUUCAGUUUGUCAGCAUAUCAACACCAGAGUCAAGGCCCCCGCAAUCAAAUUGCCCGUGGCCGCGCUGUUGAAGCAGUUCAAGGAACAAAAAACGCAAUUGAUCAGGCAUUUUGACUUGGUUUAUCUUCAGCAAGGUAUUGAUCGCUUGGGCUCUGACGCAAGAGUUGAGAUUCUGGUUCCGUUGCUUCAAGGCAUCUCCGAAAUCGGAACAUCUGCGAACCAGGGUGCUGUUGUGUUUAAUCUUGUACUGCGCCUGUUGCCAUUACUGAAGCUUCCUCCAAAGGGUAGCGAAGACGAUGUGAAACUGAAGACUCGGUUAGGCCUCUCAGACCAAGACUCGAGCUUUCUCUCGCACUGGUUUUCAAAACUGUUACUUCUUACUCCUGCAGAAAAGAACACGUCUGCAUGCCCAGGUCUAUCUCCAGCGGAGUACAAGUUUCUUAAUAAAGAUGUGCCUGUAACUGACACGUGGGACCCUGCUCAGGAAGGCGGGUUAAACCUAACGGAAACUAAAGUCCGAGUACUGAAGUUCAUCUCGAGCGGAGCAUUUAAUGAUUCGGAGCGGAUGAUGCCCGCAAUAAUUUCGUCCGCAGACAGUAACUCUCGACUUUCUGAUCUCGCCGAAGAACUUCUGAAGAGGUUUACGCCGGACCUCGAAAGCCCAGAUGUUGUUCAGCAGCUUUAUCAACUGUAUUUUGGUGCUGGUACACCAGACGGGGCUCGCCCGGCGCGCCCUGCCCUGCAAACAAAACUCCUUGUCUUCCUAGGGAAGUCUGUUAGGGCCACAUCAAACACGGAUAAAAUUGUUCAGUUAAUCGAAGAUGGUCUCUUAUCGGAUUCGGCGAGGUCUUCUCAGGGACUACAAGCGUCCAAGUUGCGAACGCAAAUCUUCAACUUCACUACAUGGGUUGUCCGCAUGGGCUCACCAGAUGAUCUCAGGCAGCUGGCCCCGAAAGUAAUCGCUGGAUUGAUGGACUUUAUCCGGUCUCAGGGAUGGCCUAGCCCAGGAGCCAGUGGUCAACGACUCCCAGCCACUGAUCUAAGUCUACGCGCGCUUGCCUACGAAAGCAUUGGAAUUAUCGUUCCUAAGGCCGAUCUUCAAUUUAGCGGUGGGCAUGGAACAGUGUCUUAUUUCGAAUUAAUUAAAUGGCUUUUUACGUCUCUAAGCUGUGAUGACUCGGGGCCACAAUUCUUCGUCAGCAUUGAGCAAGCUCUAGGAAGCAUAUUGAAUUCGUCAAUAGAUGUCGCGAGCGCGGAAUCCCAGAAGGAAUUAAGCCAUUUUUUGCUGUCUCAAAUGAGGACAUACCCAGGAGAUGACGACGAGGAAACCGGCUGCAGAAUCGUGCGUGGUCCGCAGUACGCUGCGGUAAGGUUUACCAACCGAUUUCUGCCAUUUUCUAAUGUUGUUGGACGCUGGAUCGAUCUCAUGGCUGUUGCAGGUGGCGCCGAUAAACGCCAGGAAAUUUCGGAGGAGGGCAAAAAGGGCUUGCACCCAUAUUGGUAUAGGCUCCUGAAUCCAACGCAGGAAAAUAAAGCAACAGCUGCGUCAUUUGGAUUUUCAGGUGAAGUGGCGUCCUGGUUCGAUUUUCCAAGUUUUAUUGAAGCUACGAACUUUCUACUUUUCACUGUGGUUCCUGGGAACCAUGAGUUUGGUGUGUUCUCUGGACGUUACAGAGAAUCAUUUGCCCCUGCAAUGACCUUCCUUCGCAACAUCUUAUUCUGGAAAUCUCUGUUAGCCGCUGGUCUCGACAUAGAGAUAGAGCAAGAUUGGGAAUCUAAAUUGGAUUUGAUGCUCGCUUCGGAUGAAAAUGCACGGGCAGCUCUGAGGCAACAUAUGAGAUCGAAUGAUCAGGAACUAGUGGGCAUGUUUUUGCAGUCUACCUUGAUGGGUCUUGUUGAUCCAUAUCGAGAGGGUCGUCGACAAUGUGGAGAACACUUUGUUAGUAUCUGCUCACUAGCAGCUAACAACUCGGUCGAGUGGCUUCUUCCCCAGGCACUCUCACUGAAAGGAACCCUGUCUAGCAAUGAUCAGGAUGCCCAGAACACGGCAGCGAGAGCAAUUAGUAUUUUAGCUUCUCAUCCUGCGUUUCCUCAAGAGGACCUGGCUGCUCUGGUGACGGAGUCAUCAGCUACAUUGGGCCCAUGGGAGUCCGCAGUUGGCGACAAAGUGCUUAAGGUUCGAGGUGUAAUACUUGGGCUAUGCUUUGUUUUCAGCAGGCUUGCUUUCCGAGGAACAAUAAAAAAGGUCCCCGAAACUCAAGUAGAUCAGUUUGUGAGGAUUCUACUUGCCAUCAUUGAGACUUCGCGCGACUCUCUUCUCCGCCAAGCCGCACAGACAGCUAUCGGGCAACUAAGUCUUUCUGGUCUUCUCUCCCCAACUACAUUUUCUGAUACUGAGUGGGAAACAAUUAAAGACAAGCUGGUGAAAGAUGCAAAAGCUGAAAGCAACGUUGCCAUCACAGCCAUUGGGUUGCUUCUCCUCACUUUCCCCCGCGAUGCACCAUUAUUUGACCAACUGUUUGAGGCUCUUACCGGCCUACAUGAACUUCGAAGCCCGGAAAUUCACUUUACCGUCGGCGAAGCGCUGGGAAAUGCUGUCGCCGGUUGGAACUCCAAGUCCCUAGUCCCCAAUUUCGAUGUUGAUGCGAAAUUUCCUGAAAAUAAAAUUCCAAUAUCGGUCCUUGCAGAUGCGUGUGACAAACUCAUUACUAAUUGCAGGGCGCCAAAACCAUCUUUAAGGAAAGCAUCUGCAAUAUGGUUGCUAUGCUUGGUCAAAAACUGUGGUCAUAUGAAAGAGAUACAAAGCCGUCUCCGCAAAUGCCAGAUCACGUUCGCUAGCUUGUUGAGCGACCGCGACGAGAUGGUCCAGGAAACCGGGGCGCAAGGACUUAGCUUGGUGUACGAGAUGGGUGACCAAGCUCUCAAGGAUGACUUGGUGCGUGACUUGGUGGACUCGUUCACGGCCAGUGGCGCAAACCUCGGCGGAGGUAAGGUCGAUGAAAACACGGAGCUCUUCGAGCCAGGAGCCCUGCCUACUGGGGGAGGCUCAUCUGUCAAUACAUACAAGGAUAUCAUGAACCUUGCUUCCGAAGCCGGUGAUCCAACUCUCGUUUAUCGGUUCAUGUCGCUCGCUUCCAACAACGCACUUUGGACCAGUCGAGCGGCAUUUAGCAAGAUUGGUAUCAGCAGUAUUUUCUCUGACUCCAGUAUCAACGGAUACCUUGCGAAAAACCCGAAGAUUUACCCCAAACUAUUCCGAUACCGGUUUGAUCCGAAUCCGAAUGUGCAACGUUCUAUGAACACCAUAUGGCUUGCGUUGGUCAAGGAUCCAAAUGCAGUCAUCAGCGCUCACUUCGAUGAAAUCAUUUCAGAUCUCUUGAAGAGCAUGCUGGCUGGUCGCGAAUGGCGAAUGCGGCAGGCAAGUUGUACGGCAAUCGCAGAUUUAAUACAGGGUCGGCAGCCGGAGGUAUAUGCCAAAUAUGUGGAUGAAAUAUUUACCAAGGCAUUUAAGCUGGUUGAUGAUAUCAAAGAGAGCGUUCGAGCUGCGGCUCUAAAGCUUUGCCAAACAAUUACUGGCUCCGUUAUCCGCACCUUGGAGGCGAGCAAUCCCGACACGAGACGCGUGAAGACUAUGCUCGAAAGUACCAUCCCAUUCCUAUUAAGUGAUAAAGGCAUGGAAUCUAGUGUUCAAGAGGUUCAGGGGUUUGCCCUUGGAGCUCUCAUACAGAUGAUAAAGAAAGGGCCCAGUAGUUCAUUACGGACGUUUGUUCCUAGCAUCAUGGAACAAUUUUUGAACUGCCUUAGCUCACUGGAGCCACAGGCGGUCAACUACGUCCAUCUCAAUGCCGAUAAGUACGGGCUAACAGGGCAGGAAAUAGACAAGAUGAGACUGUCCAGUAUUCGCACUUCGCCGAUGAUGGAAGUGAUUGAGCGGUAUUUAAUCGAUAUGCUAGACGAUGCGAGCAUGAAGGAAUUCGCAGCAAAACUGGAAGGCGUUAUUCGCUCGGCUGUUGGUCUUCCAUCCAAGGUUGGGUGCAGCCGUGUACUGGUCCUGUUAAGUAUGCGCACAGUGCUCUUCCGACCUUACGCAGAUCGAUUCAUCCAGCUUCUUAGUAAAUAUGUCGUCGACAGGAACGACACCGUCAGCGCGUCAUACUGUUCAUCCAUUGGCUAUCUCAUGCGGUUGGCCUCAGGCGACCGGAUCCUGAAGACCAUUAAAUACGCCAAAACUCUAUACCUGACGGCUGAAGAUGCCAAUCAACGAGUGAUUUCAGCCGAGAUCCUAAACUCAUCCUCGAAGUUGUCUAAUGAUCGUUUCAUGACAUUUGCCUCGACGUCCUUGCCGUUCAUUUUCGUUGCAAAACACGAUCUCGAUGAGCAUGUCCGUGAAGUAUUUGAGAAAACAUGGCAGGAUAACGUCGGUGGUAAUCGGGCAGUGUCACUGUACAUCAAGGAAAUCACCGAUCUUGUCAGGGAUAACCUAGAGUCAGCCCGGUGGGCAAUAAAGCAUACCGCAGCGUUGGCAAUCGCAGACGCUAUCAUGUCACUGGAUUCGGAGAUCGGUCUGGAUACGAGCGAGUACAUCUGGCCUGUUCUAGAAAAGGCAUUGGCUGGGAAGACCUGGGACGGGAAAGAAAAUGUGCUCAAGGCAUUUGUACAGUUUGCAAGCCAGGCGAAGAAAUUAUGGCAAAAACAACCUUCGUUAGGAGAAUUGAUGAAGAAUAUUACGAUUCGGGAGGCCAAACGAAAUAACCCUGCAUAUCGACCACAUGGCCUGACUGCUCUGGGUGGAGUGGCACAAGCACGCAAGGACCUCAAUCUUACGGCUGAAGCAAUCAGCAUCGUUUCCAAUGUGCUGGAUGACAUUGACGAUUCAGGGGAUCCCAUGGACAUCGACUCGGGCAGCGGGCCCGGAGCAAAGCAAACUUUGGAGAACACGCUAGCGGCGUGUGUAAAGUGUCUUUUGCAGUGUCUCAGCCCGGCAGUGCAAGCAGCUCAAACCCUCUCGGAAGGUCGCACGGCACUUGAUGGGUACCUAGCAGAAUCGAGGUCAAAAAUCCGUAAAGCUAUGCAGCACGGAGGGAAGCAUGUGCAGAUUACUCUGUUUGAGGAGUUACGUCUCCUCUUCAUCCAGUUAGACGCAUGGGCUUCAAAAGAAAAUGUCGAAGCUAAUCAUCUACGCGCGAUACAUGGGAUUUUGGCGACGUUAGCAGGGGAAUUGUUCUCUUAUGAUAUUGAUUUAUCUGUCGAGGCAAUCCGAAGGGGACGUGCAGAAGCGACGACUUCAUACGUCAAAUUCUGCCAACAAACGGGACGGGAGAUAGACCCGGAGCUACGGAAGUCGCUCAGUGAAUGGAGGAAAGAAGAAAGGUCUGGGCCCGUCAGACAGGUUCUUGAUCAGGUGAUCGGACAGUUGGCACCAGAGUAA
This is a messenger RNA of Aspergillus puulaauensis, 5601 nucleotides long. It is a transcript of the gene ECM29, whose product is annotated as ECM29 family proteasome component. The transcript is spliced from 3 exons. Gene Ontology annotation, biological process: proteasome assembly. Gene Ontology annotation, cellular component: nucleus; cytoplasm. The record is from RefSeq and is a predicted model, not a curated record. Lineage: Eukaryota; Fungi; Ascomycota; Eurotiomycetes; Eurotiales; Aspergillaceae. Gene Ontology annotation, molecular function: molecular adaptor activity. Bases 1 to 5601 code for a protein of 1866 amino acids.